AUGUUCGACUCUUCCACCGGGGAUAUGAGCUUUGUGGGUUGGUCGAUCGUGCUAUUCUCGUUGGGCCCUCUUCUGCUUCUCACCAAUGCUAUCUACAAUGUAUUCUUCCAUCCCCUGGCUCACAUUCCGGGUCCGUUUUGGGGUCGAGUGAGCGGGACCCCCUCGUGGUACUAUGCCUACCGCGGUGACCGCCACAUCUGGCUCUGGAAGCAGUUCCAAAUUCACGGCAACAGAAUUCGUCCUGAACCCAACACCGUACUGUUUUGCGACCCUCAAGCGUAUGCCGACAUAUACAGCAUGAAGUCGAACGUCCGUCGAAGUCAUUUCUACGAGGCAUUGAGAAGAAACGAGCGGGAGAACACGACUCUUACGACAAUCGACGUCGCUGAGCAUGCUAAAAGGCGCAAGCGCCUCAGCCAAUGCUUCACCGAGAAAUCAGUACGCGCUGCUUCGAAAUUCGUCAUUAAACACGUCGACCGUUGGCUUCAUCUCAUCAUGGAAGAAAACGGCAGGGAAGAAAACGGCACCGCCGCAGAGUGGUCUUCUUCCGUGGACUUCUCAGAGAAAAUAGACGCGCUCAUUUUCGACAUUAUGGCAGACCUCAGUUUCGGAAAGUCGUUCGAGAUUAAGGAGCCUGGAGACAACCCACUGAAGCUGACUCCCCACAACAUCGCCGAGUACAUGAAAUUUUAUUACUUGAUGUGCCGCUUCCCAUUUCUGAAAGCCCUUCUUUGGCUCAAGCCUCGUGGUCUCGACCAGCUUAUAGAGUCGAUCGCUCCGCCAGCUGCUCGACAAUACAGCCGUUUCGUCGACGACAGUGUCGCCCGUCGGAUCGCGCUGCAGAAAGCCCAAUCAGACAAGCCGGAAGGAGAGCGGCGUCAAGACAUGUUCCACUUCUUGGCCAAGGCGCGCGAUCCGGACACUGGGCGUCUUGCAUACGACGAGGCAGCUCUGUACGCAGAGUCCAGCUUCCUGAUCGUUGCAGGGUCAGACACCACUGCCAUUAGCCUCUCGGGCAUAUUCUUCUACCUCACAGGCGACCCGCGGCGGUGCGAGAAGCUCGUGGACGAAAUCCGAACAGUAUUCGAAGCGACGGAAGACAUCGUCUACGGACCAAGGCUUCUAUCUUGCACCUACCUGAAGGCCUGCGUCGACGAGGGAAUGCGUUUGACCCCUACAAGCCCCAGCGAGCUGCCGCGUGAGGUACUUCCUGGUGGGCUUAGGGUUAAAGGGGAGUACUAUCCGCCCGGCACAAUCGUGGGGACGGUACCAUGGGCCAAUUCUCGCAGUGCAGAUAUCUUUGGAGAAGAUGCUGAAGUCUAUCGACCAGAGCGUUGGAUUCUAGACGAUGCAGCCGGGGUCACUAAAGAAGCACUUGCACGGGCGAAAUCCGGGUUUCAUCCCUUUCUUUCUGGGCCGUGCAAUUGCAUUGGGCAGAACCUUGCCAUGGCGCAGAUCUUGAUCACUGUUGCCCGAACAUUACACCGACUGGACGUCAGACGGACGCCAGGAUCUACAUUGGGAGGUGGCAGCCCAGGACUCGGAUGGGGGGCAAGGGACAGGAACCAGCUCCAGUUGGUUGAUGCGUACAUCUCGCUUCGGAAAGGCCCAGAAGUCCAGUUCAGACAGAGAGCAGCUGUUACCUCGGUGAAGUUAUAG
Anthostomella pinea is the source of this 1659-nucleotide messenger RNA. NCBI's taxonomy places the organism in Eukaryota, Fungi, Ascomycota, Sordariomycetes, Xylariales, Xylariaceae. The record is from the annotation of a GenBank genome assembly.